CCGACCACUCAAGGGAAAGGACUUGGAAGAUGAGUGAAUUAACGAACGAUAAUUAAACCUCCCUGGCUUCGGAAAUCUAUCGGAAGAAAUGGCCUUGGUUGCCUAAGAAUAUGUGUGAAACAACUGUGACCUCGACUGUAGAUCGCAUUGGUUAUUUAAGGAAGAGCCUUUUUUACUGAGCUGCCAGGACUUGCGCGCGGAGGAAAAGCUGACAAGGGCGAGAGGGUAGGCAUGUGGCUCAUGCUUCCAGAGUAUGUUAUUUUGCAAACCGCGCGCUUUGGCGCGCGGUGCAAACGCUCCAUCGGUUUCCCUAGGAGCAACAACAGCGCCUGGGGCUUGCCUGCUCACUUGGCCCGCCAGACUGCGCAAGUCUAUGUCGCUUUAUCCCGAAGUUGUUCCACUGUAUUGAGAUGCCAGCACUUUAGUUCAGAAAAUAAAGCAACAGACAAUAGCCCCAUGACUCCAAUACUGAAACAUCUCAUAAUGAAAAUAAAAUCAACUGGCCCUAUUACAGUUGCUGAAUAUAUGCGGGAAGUUUUGACAAAUCCACUGAAGGGAUACUAUAUGCAUCAAGAUAUGUUUGGAGAAAAGGGAGAUUUUGUUACUUCACCUGAAAUAAGUCAAAUUUUUGGAGAGUUAAUAGGUAUUUGGUUUGUUAGUGAAUGGAUGGCUACAGGAAAAUCUCCAAAAUUUCAGCUGGUGGAACUGGGCCCAGGUAGAGGUAGUCUUAUAAAUGAUAUUUUAAGGGUUUUGACUCAGCUGAGCUCCAUACUUGCUAACUGUGAAAUUUCGAUUCAUUUGGUGGAAGUCAGUCCAAAAUUAAGUGAGAUACAGGCAUCAGUACUGACAAAAGAAGAAACGGAGUUGCCAGAGAACUCCAGUGCUUAUAUGCAUGGAAUUAGUAAGACUGGAAUACCAAUUUUCUGGUACAGAAACUUGAACGAAGUGCCAGGAGGCAACAAUUUUUAUUUAGCACAUGAAUUCCUUGAUGCUCUGCCUAUUCAUAAAUUUCAGAAAACAGAAAAUGGAUGGCGCGAGUUGUUGGUUGAUAUUGAUCCAGAAGCUUCUGAUAAGCUGCGAUUUGUCCUUGCACCAUCUGCCACUCCUGCCUCAAAAGCCUUCAUGCAUGACCAAGAAUCCAGAGAUCAUGUAGAAGUAUGUCCUGAUGCUGGUGUCAUCAUCCAGAAGCUUGCUUCUAAUGUUGAAAACAAUGGAGGAGCAGCAUUGAUUGUAGAUUAUGGUCACGAUGGAACCAAAACAGAUACUUUCCGAGGAUUCCGUGGUCAUAAACUUCAUGAUGUGUUACUAUCACCAGGAACAGCAGACCUCACUGCUGAUGUGGAUUUCAGUUACUUGCAAAGAAUGGUACAGAAAAGAGUAGCCACUUUGGGACCUUUAAAGCAAAAGGAAUUCUUGAAAAAUAUGGGCAUUGAUGUUAGAUUGCAGGUACUACUGCAGAAUGCUGAUGAUGCAGUCACUCGAAGUCAUCUGCUUCAAGGUUAUCAAAUGCUCAUGGAUAAAAUGGGAGAAUGUUUUUAUUUUUUUGCCCUUUUACCUCACUACAGACUUAAGACUUCAGAUCAUUUAAGGAAGCCAGAUCACUCACUUUCAUCACCUGUUGCUGGCUUUGGAGAACUUUUAUGGAAAUGAACCCCAAAUCAGAAUAUGUACUAUGGUAAUCUAGAUUCUCCUAAUAGUCUGUCAGGAAGACAGUUAAGUUACAUUAACUAUGGAAGACUUCAAUCAUACCCCUGUAACAUAUAGCCAACAUAGGGAAUUAUUGAUCUGGUAAAAUUAAAAACAAAAAAGUGCUGCUGAAGGGGGGGGAGUUUUAGGUGGAAAAAAUGCAAGUUGGCACAAUACUGUGAAAGUGUUUCAUAAUUAAAGUUCGCUCUUUUAUCCCCCACUGAGAAUUUCCAAGUUUGUAUGAUAAGUAAUUUUACUGCCAGUUCUUAUGGUGAUGCAAAUAACAGUACAGAUAGUCCUCGACCUAGACCAUUCGUUCAGCAACCAUUCGAAGUUAGGAUGGCGCUGAACGAAUGGUGGUUACAACCAGUCCUCAGAGUUCUGGCCAUCCCAGCACCCCCGUGAUCUGGGUGCUUGGCAGCCGGUUUGCACUUACAGCCAGUUGCAGUGCCUCGCAAUCACAUGAUCACCAUUUGCAACCUUCUCUGUUAGUUUCCCCACAAGUCAAUGGGGAAGUCAGCAGGGAAGUUCACGUCACUGGGGUAAGUUUCCCCCACCUGUGCACCCUCCCCCAUUCCCUCUGCACUCGCACCAUGCUGGCCACUUGCACCUCUGCGCACCCAACCCCUGCCUCAUGCAUACCCUCACACAACCUCCCCAACCCAUGCCACAGCUCACACCUAUGCUGUGCAUCUCGUGCAUCCUCCCAACCCAUGCCUCUUGUGCACCCUCUUGCAUACACCCUUGUGCACCCCUCCCCGACCUGCACACCUCUCGCACACACCCUCAUACCCUCCCCAAACCUCUCACCAUGACCCACACCACUCCUCUUGCACACACCCUCACGCACCCUCCCCAACCCACGCCUCUUAUGCACCCUGCACACCUUCCCCAACCCACACCACCCCUCUUGCAUGCCCCAUGCACCUUCCCCAACCCACACCUCUCACGCACCCCCUCACUCUCUCCCCCAUCCAGCAGCAGCCACUUGCCUGCCUGCCAGCCUGGGACUUGCAACUUCCUGCCAACUGACUUUGGU
Molecule: messenger RNA, 2725 nt
Organism: Python bivittatus (Burmese python)
Lineage: Eukaryota; Metazoa; Chordata; Lepidosauria; Squamata; Pythonidae
Gene: NDUFAF7
Product: NADH:ubiquinone oxidoreductase complex assembly factor 7
Biological process (GO): mitochondrial respiratory chain complex I assembly
Cellular component (GO): mitochondrion
Molecular function (GO): protein-arginine omega-N symmetric methyltransferase activity
Source: RefSeq, a predicted model, not a curated record